Messenger RNA from Sander lucioperca (pikeperch), 3287 nucleotides. RefSeq names its product calcium-sensing receptor (gene casr). Lineage: Eukaryota; Metazoa; Chordata; Actinopteri; Perciformes; Percidae. Gene Ontology annotation, biological process: detection of calcium ion; regulation of calcium ion transport; intracellular calcium ion homeostasis. Gene Ontology annotation, cellular component: membrane. Gene Ontology annotation, molecular function: calcium ion binding; G protein-coupled receptor activity. The record is from RefSeq and is a predicted model, not a curated record. The transcript has 7 exons. Bases 248 to 3079 code for a protein of 943 amino acids.
UCCAGGGAGAACAUUCAGCACCUUGGAUAUUUUUGGCAAAAGGCCUUAAAAGCUGCGUAUACCUGCACAUUAUCUGUUUCAAGCUUAUUUAAAUCACACACUCAGAAGUUCAGGCGAGUCAGAGAAUCUUCUCAGUGCAAACAUGAAUAACACAAAACAGCGCAGCAGGCAGUUCGCUGGGAGAAGAUACUACUGAGAAUACCUUCACUCUGGGGAGUUGUAGAAAAUAAUCCUAUCCAUUAGAAAGAUGAGAAAGAUGAGACUGGUUCUGUAUUACCUGAUAGUGUUGGGGUCCAGUGUUGUGAUUUCAACUUAUGGGCCCCAUCAGUUAGCACAGAUGACUGGUGAUAUUUUGCUUGGAGGUCUUUUCCCCAUACACUUUGGUGUUGCAUCCAAAGACCAAGACCUCGCAGCUCGGCCCGAAUCCACACAGUGUGUCAGGUUCAAUUUCCGAGGUUUCCGUUGGCUACAGGCCAUGAUUUUUGCGAUUGAUGAGAUAAACAACAGCAGUACUCUCCUGCCCAAUAUCACCCUUGGCUACAGGAUCUUUGACACAUGCAACACCGUGUCAAAAGCCCUGGAAGCUACGCUUAGUUUUGUCGCCCAAAAUAAGAUUGACUCCCUGAAUUUAGAUGAAUUUUGUAAUUGCACUGAUCACAUCCCAGCAACCAUAGCAGUCGUAGGAGCAGCUGGAUCCGCAGUCUCCACAGCAGUCGCAAACCUACUGGGUCUUUUUUAUAUUCCUCAGAUCAGCUAUGCCUCUUCUAGUCGCCUACUGAGCAACAAGAAACAGUACAAGUCCUUCAUGAGAACCAUUCCAACCGAUGAAUACCAGGCCACAGCCAUGGCAGACAUCAUUGAGUACUUUGAGUGGAACUGGGUCAUUGCUGUUGCCUCAGAUGACGACUAUGGGCGCCCAGGAAUCGAAAAGUUUGAGAAGGAGAUGGAGGAGCGAGACAUCUGCAUUCACCUUAAUGAGCUUAUUUCUCAGUACUUUGAGGAUCAUGAAAUCCAAGCGCUGGCUGACAGAAUUGAGAACUCAACAGCUAAAGUCAUUGUUGUAUUUGCCAGCGGCCCAGAUAUCGAGCCUUUAAUCAAAGAGAUGGUGAGGAGAAACAUCACAGAUCGUAUCUGGUUAGCCAGUGAAGCGUGGGCUAGCUCCUCUCUUAUUGCUAAACCAGAAUAUCUUGAUGUUGUGGCGGGUACAAUUGGCGUCGCUUUGAAGGCAGGGCAUAUAGCUGGCUUUAGAGAGUUCCUACAAAAGGUCCAACCAAAGAGAGACAGUCAUAAUGAAUUUGUCAGGGAGUUUUGGGAAGAAACCUUUAACUGUUAUCUGGAAGACAGCCCGAGACAGCGAGAAAGUGAGAAUGGCAGCACUAGUUUCAGGCCUUUGUGUACUGGUGAGGAAGACAUCACGAGUGUUGAGACCCCGUACCUGGACUACACACACCUUCGAAUCUCCUAUAAUGCGUAUGUUGCAGUUUAUUCCAUUGCACAGGCCCUGCAGGACAUACUCACCUGCACACCUGGACAUGGACUCUUUGCCAACAAUUCCUGUGCAGAUAUAAAGAAAAUGGAAGCAUGGCAGGUCUUGAAGCAGCUCAGACAUUUGAACUACACCAACAGUAUGGGGGAAAAGAUGCACUUUGAUGAGAAUGCAGACAUGGCAGCAAACUACACCAUUAUAAACUGGCACAGGUCUGCUGAGCAUGGCUCUGUGGUGUUUGAGGAGGUCGGAUACUACAACAUGCACAUCAAGAGAGGAGCCAAACUGUUUAUUGACAAGACAAAGAUUUUGUGGAAUGGAUACAGUUCUGAGGUGCCAUUCUCUAAUUGCAGUGAAGACUGUGAACCUGGUACAAGAAAGGGGAUCAUAGACAGUAUGCCCACAUGUUGCUUUGAAUGCACUGAGUGCUCAGAUGGAGAGUACAGUAACCAUAAAGAUGCCAGUGUUUGCACCAAGUGUCCAAAUAACUCUUGGUCCAAUGGGAACCACACAUUCUGCUUCCUGAAGGAAAUUGAGUUUCUCUCCUGGACAGAACCAUUUGGGAUAGCUUUGGCCAUAUGCGCAGUGCUGGGUGUUGUCUUGACAGCUUUUGUGAUGGGAGUCUUUGUCCGAUUUUGCAACACCCCAAUAGUAAAGGCCACAAACCGAGAACUGUCCUACGUCCUCCUGUUCUCACUCAUCUGUUGCUUCUCCAGCUCACUCGUCUUCAUCGGAGAGCCACAGGAUUGGACAUGUCGUUUACGCCAACCUGCCUUUGGGAUCAGUUUUGUUCUCUGUAUCUCCUGCAUCCUUGUGAAAACCAACAGAGUGCUUUUGGUAUUUGAAGCCAAGAUCCCCACAAGUCUCCAUCGUAAAUGGUGGGGAUUAAACCUGCAGUUUUUGUUGGUGUUUCUGUGCACAUUUGUCCAGGUCAUGAUAUGUGUGGUCUGGCUUUACAACGCCCCUCCUUCCAGCUACAGGAAUCAUGACAUUGAUGAGAUAAUUUUUAUCACCUGCAAUGAGGGCUCUGUGAUGGCUCUUGGGUUUCUUAUUGGCUACACAUGCCUCCUGGCAGCUAUAUGUUUCUUCUUUGCAUUCAAAUCACGGAAACUUCCAGAAAACUUCACAGAGGCCAAAUUUAUCACUUUCAGCAUGCUCAUAUUCUUUAUUGUUUGGAUCUCUUUUAUCCCUGCGUAUUUUAGUACAUACGGAAAGUUUGUUUCAGCUGUGGAGGUCAUUGCUAUACUGGCAUCUAGCUUUGGGUUGCUGGCCUGUAUCUUCUUCAACAAGGUCUACAUCAUCCUCUUCAAACCCUCCAGGAACACCAUUGAGGAAGUCCGAUGCAGCACCGCAGCCCACGCUUUCAAAGUGGCUGCCAAAGCUACACUGAAACACAAUUCAGCUGCGAGAAAAAGGUCUGGCAGCAUUGGUGAAUCUUCUGCCUCAACUCCGUCCUCAUCCAUUAGCCUCAAGACCAAUGGCAAUGACUGCAACUCGACUUCAGGAAGGAAUAAGCCAAGAGUGAGCUUUGGCAGUGGAACAGUUACUCUGUCCUUGAGUUUCGAGGAGCCAAGGAGGAGUUCACUAAUGUAAUAGCAUAUCGUGGAUGUGUCAAACGUCACCUUCAUCAAUCUCAUUAUUAAGCUGUACUUUUGGACUUUAUUUUGAAAUAGAACUUUUCAUCUUCUCAUUUUCUUAACAUUUUGUCAGAAAGAUGACCAGUCUAACUAAUAUACUGUACCAUACCUGAAUCUUAAUAUUUUCAGCAUAAACCUGAUGUACACUAAGCCUAUUAAUAAUA